GCAUUGUGGGAUUGGCUGACAGCAGAGGAGGUGGUGUACCGUUCACUGUACGUCCAGGCCUGUAGGAAACCGUCAGAAAUCCUCCUCAGCAGCAGCAGCGCACGCUUUUACCGGCAGAUAUUUGAUUUUACGGACUCGGACAGCGGGAGAAUUUUCCGCCAUGUCGUCUGUGUUGAAGCUCGUCGCCAAGCAAGUCAGGAGCCACCCAGCUCUGAUCCCCCUCUUCAUCUUCAUCGGUGGCGGGGUGACCAUGAGCGUCACUUACCUGUGUCGGCUGGCUCUGAAAAACCCUGACGUCUCAUGGGAUCGCAAGAACAACCCUGAGCCCUGGAACAAAUUGGAGCACAAUCAGCAAUACAAACUUUUCACCGUUAACAUGGACUACUCCAAGCUGAAGAAGGACAGGCCUGAUUUCUAAGUCGCUGCGUCGUUGCACCUCUGUCUCUGACGUUGUUGUCAGUGUGAAGAGCCUUUGCACUUUUUUGCCAAACAAACCCAUGACGCUGAAUGAAGGUUUAAACACACUGCUUACUACAGUCAUUCAGUCUGUUCAUUUCCAGUGUGAAGGGGGGGGAGGGAUCACUCACUUUAUCAGCGGCUGUAUGACUAAAGCAGGCAACCACCUGUUUUACUAAUUUAUGAAUUUAUUUUUGACUGUGUUGUAAAUCAUUAAAACCAUUUCAAUCACA
This is a messenger RNA of Lates calcarifer (barramundi perch), 689 nucleotides long. RefSeq names its product cytochrome c oxidase subunit NDUFA4. The record is from RefSeq and is a predicted model, not a curated record. The transcript has 4 exons. Lineage: Eukaryota; Metazoa; Chordata; Actinopteri; Centropomidae. Bases 161 to 418 code for a protein of 85 amino acids.